AAAAGCAAAAGCAAAGAAUUGUGGGUAACUUUGGUGGUGUGUUGUGUUUGUUGAACGAGCAUGUGCUGAGAGAAUAAAGGCCAUUUUCAUUAAAGAAUAAUGAAUAGCAUUAUUGCAGGACUUUGGCCUGUCGCGCUGCUCUCUGCAGCUCAGAACAAUGGCACGGCUUUGCAGGAAAAGACUUCCAAAGAACCAUUUUGUUUCACAGAUUCUAAUCACCAAUGGAACGCCUUUUAGAGUAGCCCAAACAUUGACCCACCGUGCCAUCGUGACAGCUGUCUGAGCUCGGCUGCUCACCCAAGGUCAGAUGUGACCUGACGUGCCCUGUCCUGCGUACAUGACAGCGUGAGCCCUGUUUUUGUCUGUUCUCCUCGAAAGAAUAAUGGAGGUCAGUGCGCUGCCCGAAAAAGGGACAGUUGUCAGAACAAUUUGUGAUGAGUCAUGGUAAUUAUGCAAGAGGCCCGUGGUGGUUUCCGCAGCUGGGAAAGAGCAGGAAAUGUCGCUACAGUUGUCUGAACUGAAACGGUAACAAAUAGCUGGAACGUGAAAUUUCAUUCAACUUGAGCGUAUGGAGCGUGGCGUUGUAAACCCCGACAGUGUUCACUUGUCAGUAAGAUACAUGUAAACUAAUGUAAUACUAUGAAAAUGAACUUCUCUAUUGAUUUAUAUUCACCAUCAAUUCAUCAUAAUGACAGCAUUUUAUUUCCUUCCCAUUACUCAGUAAGCGUCUUCAUUCUUUCUGCCCUCUGUGACUCCCUGUCAUCUCUCUAUCGGUCCACACAGUAAAUGUCUAUUCCUAUUUCAUGGUCUGUUCACGAGGGUCAGAACUUCCCGUUCCCAAUGACUUAUGGUGGAAAAGAAGUAAAGCCAACACAUCACUUUAAAACACGCUGCGUUUCUUUGUAUCUGACAGUAUUUGGAGACACCCAGAGUGUCCUCAGUUACAGAGAAAGACUGUCAGUAACAAUCACUGCACUGUAGACUUGGCUGCAAUUCACAAGUUAAAAAAAAAGUCCUUCAAUAUUAAAGAAGAUGGAAACUUUGGCAAGAGACUGACAAUAUAUAAGAGAUAUUUCUAUUUGUAAAUAAAGAGAUUAUUCCUACACAGUAUUUGACAAUUUGGAAGCAACAGUAAAACAUCAAUAUGCAGACCAUCAAUGUUAUAAUUAUAAUUAUCAUACUACAUAUGAUAACACUUCCAAAAAGAACUAUAACUAUCUGAUAAUGACACAUUUCUUGCAGAUGUGAAGAGGAGAAACUCUUGUUAUUGUUAUGUAGCAAGACCAAAAAGGAGGAGUUUUAAAAUAGAUUCUUCCAGAACCAGGGUGAUUGUUUAAUUGAGAUGACAGUUGGACACAACGUCCAUCACACUGGACUAAGCCGAGCAAAAAAAGACAUCUGAAACAGUCCUUCACUGUUGACAGAAGCAUUACGGCGUAUAUGCUGAGAAAGAUAAUUGGUGUAUCUGAUUCAGAAAGUGAAUCAGUGUUUGCAUAUUAUAUAGCAGCAGGCAGGAGGAAUAUUAUAUUUCUGUCAGGGCCUCAGAGGAAAACUGCACAGUGGAGACGUUGCCACCAUACCUGUAGUAGAGGGUGAAUAUACUUCAUUAUCUCAGCUUUGGAAGUGUUUCCUGAAGGGAUAGUUAUACAGUUGGUGACUGUAUCUGUUUAAUGAUAUCUGCCCUUGAUAAGCCGUUUAAGGUCUUAUCUCUAUACAUUUAUAACAAACAAUAUUAACAAAAUAAGGUGGCAACAUGUUUUUGUUUUUUUUUUUGUCCACGAGAAAUUUGAUUUACAGAAUUUUUAAGGGCGAGUCAUUUUUGAUGACAUUUUACAACCAGUUACAGUACUUCACAGUUACUUGUUCAGAUCACAUUAACCAUCAGUGUUAGUGUGAACAGUGACCAAAUGACCACUGAGAUUGUCUUCAUUUGUUAUUGCAGAAUAAGUCUUAAAAAGAAAGGAAAUAUUUUAUUGAAUUACUGCUGUCAUUUAUCAAGGUGAGUAAAUUCACAACACAGAAUUAGGUUCCUCUAUAAUUUGUAUUUAAUGAAUCUUAAUGAGUGCUUGGUAAAAUAUGGAUAAUAUUUUGAUAAAAUAUUCAUUAAAAAUUCAUUUCUGCCAUCUCCUCAAGCCAAAAGAGAAAAUGUUGCUCUGACGAUUGGAUGGUAAAGAAAGAAUCUUUUCAUUAGCCGUUCAUACUAAUGACUUUCACAUUUUCUUUCUUCUCUGUGUCUCUCAGGAAACAUGGUGAGCAAGGAGGGUGGCAAAUGCAUGCUCACCAACUCAGAGUCUGACUCGGAGGCGGCCCCCGUGCCUUCCACCUCACUAGCCCUUGAGGUGAAGUAUUCCCUGGAUGCCAGUCGACAGGUGAGGAAACGAAACAAGGCCUUGCAAGUGCGUUUCAAGGAUAUUUGUGAGGCACAGAACGAACAGCGGGAAGCGGAGUUGCAGGCAGCGGGAAAAUGUGGCAAGCCCAUCUCGUACAAAGUGGCGUACCGCAAGUACAUGACAGUCCCUGCUCGCAGAUCCAUCCCAAAUGUCACUAGGAGCACAGGAGUGCAAACGUCCCCCGACCUGAAGAAGCGCUAUCAGACCUUUCCUUUUGAACGCAAAAAAGGACAAACCUUUAAAGACGUGUCGGCUGUGGAGACAUAUAAAGGGCAGAAUAACGGUUUUGUCAUGGACAUGAAGCAGACCAGGGCUGUUGGGCAGGGUUUAGACGUGGAGGAGGAGGAGGAGGGAGCUUGCCGGGGGAGUGGAGUCCGGAGGACCAGGGCUCUGCUCCAUACUAAUGAGUGUAUUGCCACGGUGGAGCAGCACACUGCACCUGAUGGCCUGUGCUCUGACGCUCUGCUGCUCAGUUGCUCUGCAGACACAGACUGCCUUGCAGACACAUCGAGAGGAAGUGGAGCUGGAGCCCAGGCAGAGUACCAACUCUGCAGUGUCCCAUCGAAAGCAAGGACCGGAUUACAAAACAGAGAGCCUAACACAGGCAAAAGGCAACUGCUCAAUCUGGAGGAGGGCUCGACCCGCACACUGCCGGACAGGCCCUCCAAGGUAACGGGCCCCAUCGCAUGGAACUCCCUCACACAGGUGGAGUGCCUGGACAGCCCGUCUGUGAGGAGCAAGCGGAAGAAAGGCCUACAGCUGAACGGGCUGCAGAGUGAGACACUGCCGCGUUCCGGUGGAGGCUGUACCACACAGGCACAGUGCCACACGGGACAACUGUCUGCUCGGCCUCUGAGAGGUAUGGAGGAGAACGUGUCUCCCUGCAGAGCUGGUGAUCCUGGUGGGCCACAACACCACCAAACACAAGAGGCCUGUAAGCAAAUUGUGCCUCUAAAUCCAGACAGGGACGUUAAAGCACAGCUCCAGGCCAUGGAAAAUCUUAUCAGCUCCAGCCAAGAGACUAUCAAGGUGCUUCUGGGGGUCAUUCAGGAAUUGGAGAAGGGGGAGGCCCACAGAGAAGGACUCUCCUAUCGAACCGGACAGGACACAGCCAACUGUGACACGUGCCGGAACAGCGCAUGCAUUAUUUACAGUGUGGAGCUGGACUUCAAGCAGCAGGAGGACAAAUUGCAGCCAUUGAUGAAGAGGCUCUGCCCCACCGAGGACAUCCAUUUAGCCCCCCUGCCUUAUCCACAGGAGGCCUUCACCUCCACCCCCAAACGCAAAUCCAAAGCCGACUCCAAGAAGCAUGCUCGAUGGAAACUCUGGUUUCUGUGACAUUGAAUGAAGUGUCUCCUCCCCCGUGCUACCUAAACAAAGGAUUAAUAUACUGUGUCCGGACGUCCGCGGUUUGUUCCAUUUAUCUGCCAUCACACUUUUUGUAAACCUCAAAAUCACAAGCAAAAGCUCCACUUGUGGAUACUGAACCCCCCCACCCUCCACCCCCGCACCUCCCCGAGCUGAUAGGAUGUGAAAUGGGUGUUUGAAUUCCAUGAAAAGUUGAAAAUGGAUUUGCCAUUAUCUUAAAACUGAUUUCUUCGACUGUUGUUUGAAAUCAUAACAGCUGUGGGAAUCAGCAAGGUGAGGAGACAAAAUGGAUUUCUGUCUAUUUGCAAGUUUUUGGUUGUUUUUCAAGCUAAUGUCCCUGGGAAUUUAUUCUCUUAUAUCGGUUAAGUGACUGUCAUAUUUCUAUUCACCACUUUUGACUUUUCCAACCUACUUGGCGGCCUCCAGGAGAGGCUGCUGUUUCAACCACAGUGUUUCGAGAUCAACAGCACAAGCACAAAAAACUCUUCAGGAUACUUUUUUCUGCGAAAAAAACAAACAAACAAACUUUUUUGAGUAUCUCGUACAUCAACUGUCACGGGCGGACUAGAGGACUUUGAUAUUAUCCGGAGAAAUGACCUGAAGAAUUAAAAGGUCGGACAUGUUUAUUGGAGAAUGAUGAACUUUCUACAAACUACUAAAAUGUCUCCUUGAUUUUGAAGUGAAGAAACAAUAAAUAACAAUUAUUUUCUUAACAAUAAUUUACAAAGUUAGACAUCAAUGUAUUUUUUCUAUUAAAUUAUAUAUAUAUAUAUAUGUACACACACACUUUAAGGUUUAGUGGAAUACAUUCUUUUGAAUUUCCUUUUCAUCCACAUUUUUUAAAAUUAAAUGAUGAGUAAAGAGCACUCUCUUAAAGAAACCAAGUUCAUAUAUAUAGUUUAUGACUGAGCUGCAGAGAAUGUUUAUCUUUCAUUGUUCCACUGAUGAGCUUUUAGCACAUGUUGGGUAAUAAAAAAAACGGCAUCUGCGGUGGCAUCUCUGCGGUAUCCUACAUCAGCUGCUAUGAAAGACACAAGCAGAGUGAGUGUCCCGCUGCUCAUCACUGUCUACAGUGCAGGGUGUCAUGAUUUUUACAACCUUUUUGGUUAAAAAUAUAAUAUUUUCUCCUCUGUCCAGAUUAUUUAAACAUUCACCUUAAUAUUGUAAUCACCCUUAAAUUGCUUUUUCUGACUGUAGAGUAAAUGGUCAUGUAGUAACUCCAUACAGGGUGCAAGGACUAUGUACAGCAAAAACAAAAAUAGUUUAAAGUAUACAGUAUAUAUAUAUAUAUAUAUAUAGAGAGAGAGAGAGAGAGAGAGAGAAAGAGAAAGAGAGAGAGAGAGAGAGAGAGAGAAAGAGAGAGAGAGAGAGAGAGAGAGGAUGGAAUCAAAUAGGGCUAAAACCAUUUCAGCAAGUGGCAGAGGAGCCAAAAUAUGAAAGACAACAACAUACUGUAUUUACAACAGCGCCUGCGGAGAAAACAACUGGAGUCACUCUCUGAGCCAAGAACACUGCCCUGAAAGACAGGAAAUUUGCCAAAGU
Messenger RNA from Cynoglossus semilaevis (tongue sole), 5300 nucleotides. RefSeq names its product inhibitory synaptic factor 2A (gene insyn2a). The record is from RefSeq and is a predicted model, not a curated record. The transcript is spliced from 3 exons. NCBI's taxonomy places the organism in Eukaryota, Metazoa, Chordata, Actinopteri, Pleuronectiformes, Cynoglossidae. Gene Ontology annotation, cellular component: postsynaptic density. Gene Ontology annotation, biological process: inhibitory postsynaptic potential. Bases 2247 to 3728 code for a protein of 493 amino acids.